Molecule: messenger RNA, 677 nt
Organism: Suillus subaureus
Lineage: Eukaryota; Fungi; Basidiomycota; Agaricomycetes; Boletales; Suillaceae
Exons: 3
Coding region: 151-549 (132 amino acids)
Source: RefSeq, a predicted model, not a curated record
CACCUUCCUCGACAGUGUACCUCCCUGGCGCCUCUGCACUGCGUACAUGUAUCCGACUCUCAUCUCCACAUCUUCUAGAAUGUAUCUCCUCGCAUUCGAUUGCGACAGUGUAGUUUCUAUAUCCAGACGCUCGAACACUAUUUAUCCUGAAUGGCUAUCACCUCCUCACCGCGUCGAUUCCAAAGAGCUGUGUGCACCGGAUGCAGCCAAAAUUCUCUUUUCUCGGGUCUCAUUGGGAGCUUCCGCUUUCAUAUACGCAUUUUAUCCAAUACUCAUGUCAUGAUUUCACACGUGCCGACAACCCUGCUUCCAGCACUCUGCUCAUCGUUCAUAUCAGUUUUCAGCUUCGCCAGCCCUAGGUUCAGGUUUCUUGUUCGUCAUUACCCUCCCAAAUCCAUCUUCAUUGGAAUCACGCACUACACAACUAGUGAUGCGAGACAAUCGUCGAUGUUACCAACCCUGGCAAGUUCUCGUCACAGCCUAAGCUAUGUGUUCAGUUGUCCAACGGCUGUCACUCCGGGUGUUUUGGAAUGCUAUCUCAUGGAAUAAAUACUUCCUGUGCUGCGUGAUCGACCCCCCAAGCACGAUCAUCGAUUAGGCUCAACAUGCUGAUGAAGGCGAAACGAUGAGCAAAAUUCUACGUCGUUGUCGUCGUAUGUAGAGCCACGCACACGCUA